Numida meleagris (helmeted guineafowl) is the source of this 541-nucleotide messenger RNA. RefSeq names its product osteoclast-associated immunoglobulin-like receptor. The transcript has 2 exons. The record is from RefSeq and is a predicted model, not a curated record. The annotation marks the transcript as partial. Lineage: Eukaryota; Metazoa; Chordata; Aves; Galliformes; Numididae.
AGAGAGGGAGGGGAGCGUUGGGAGGGGGCCAUCAGAGGGGUCCAGGAGGGUGUGCAGGGACAAGGCUGACUGGUGUCCCCUGUCCUAGUGCCCCGACCCUCCCUGUCGCUGCACCCCAGCCAGGGGGUGUCCAUGGGUGACAAUGUCACCCUGCGGUGCCACCUGCCCCAGCCGGUUGCCUGGGUCUGGCUGUACCAGGAAGGAGGUUGGACAUACAGCAAGGGCAAGGACAAGCAGCAGGACUCAGCUGAGUUCUCCUUUGUCAGCACAAGUCGGGAACACGCAGGUACAUAUCGGUGCCAGUACCAGGAGCCUGAGUCAGCAAACAUAUCAGAGAAGAGUGACCCCGUGCAGCUGGUGGUGACAGAUCACAGCUUCCUACCACCCGGCAUCUCCCUUCGCCCUGAGGAACGUGUGGGGACAGGGACCAAUGUCACCAUCCGCUGCUGGAACAAGGGUUUUGGGGCCACCUUCCUCCUGCACAAGGAUGGGUGCUCAGCUCCUGUACAGCACCAGGACUCCAGUGGUGGGGGUGCAGCAA